GUAUCAAAAUUAUUGUAUCGAGUAUUUGAGUUUAGUCAUUUGAAAGCGAAUGUAUUUUUGCUGUAGCUGUGAAAAAAUACGCAAAAAUGAUUGAGUGUGCUAUAUCAUUUGAAAAAAAUCCCUCUGGAAUAUUUUAUAGUGGUUCAAUUAUAAAUGGAACUGUUCAAGUUACAGUUGAUAAACCAACUACCGUUCAAAGUGUUUUAUUAGUAAUAAGUGGUGAAGCUAAUGUUCGCUGGAGUGAGGAUGAAGGAACCGGCGAUAACAGAAGUUCAGUUUAUUACUACGCAAAUGAUAAUUAUAUUAAAUCAACCACUUAUCUAUAUGGAUCCGAAAAUGGAAUUACGGUAACUAUAAAUCCAGGCUCUCAUAUAUAUACAUUUACGUGUGCUCUUCCACCAGAACUACCAUCGUCCGUUGAAGGACAUUACGGUAAAGUUCGAUAUUCAGCUAAAGUAAUUUUUGACCGACCUUGGAAAUUUAAUAAAACUUUUACAAAAGGAAUCACAAUUGUCAAAAUUACUGAUCUCAAUCAUGAGAAUCCUCAAAUCAAACUUCCAGCAACACUAGAAAUUCAGAAACAAUUUUGGUGCUUUUGUUGUAUUAGUAGACCACUUAUUAUAGAAGGAACAAUUUCGAAAUCGGGAUUUGUAUCUGGUGAAUAUAUACCAGUUAAAUUUAAUAUAUUCAAUAUGAGUACCAACACUGUACAGCGCAUUAGUGUUUCUUUGAAACAAAUAAUUACAUCGAAAAGUGAUCAUCCAAGAAAAAAAUCUAAAAUUCAAACAAUUAAUCUUACCAAAACGUCUAUAAAUUCAAUAAAAAAUUCACAAAAGGAAGAAUUUAAUACAAAUUUAUUAGUACCACCAGUUCCACCAACCUGUAAUGAAGAAAUUUGUCGUGUUGUUCAUGUUAAUUAUGAAGUUCAUAUAAAAGCGAUUAUUAAUGGACCACAUAUAGCUCCAGUUCUAAAGAUUCCUUUAGUUAUUGGUAAUGUACCUUUAGAUUUAAAUGUUAAAAAUUAUAUUAAUACGGCUGAAUCAACCGAUCCAUCGUUGUCAAAUGCAAGAACACCAGAAGUUUCUGCUGUAGAAUUUGGAUUACCUCCACCUACGUAUGAAGAAGCACUCUACAUUGAACAAGUUAACAUGAAUGCAGAGGAAAAACAUCCUAUUGCCGAUUCCAAUUACUUGCCUAGGUAUCCAGUUUUUCAAUUUGGUCAAUCGAUACCGUAAUUCCCAGGGGUACAAAUCUUUAGGUGU
Molecule: messenger RNA, 1262 nt
Organism: Condylostylus longicornis
Lineage: Eukaryota; Metazoa; Arthropoda; Insecta; Diptera; Dolichopodidae
Product: arrestin domain-containing protein 17-like
Exons: 5
Coding region: 87-1235 (382 amino acids)
Biological process (GO): protein transport
Cellular component (GO): cytoplasm
Source: RefSeq, a predicted model, not a curated record